Molecule: messenger RNA, 2477 nt
Organism: Blepharisma stoltei
Lineage: Eukaryota; Ciliophora; Heterotrichea; Heterotrichida; Blepharismidae
Source: the annotation of a GenBank genome assembly
AUGGAAAAUGUAAAACAAAGAGAUUUGCUAAAUUCCUGAGGAGAAGGAUUUUGGAAGCGACAUCUAAAAGCUUUUGCCUUUAUUAGGCUGCUGAUGUUUUAUGUCCUUGAUAUGCUUGAGGACAAGUUCAUAAUUCCAGAGCUUUCCAUGACUAUUGGAGCGCUCUAUAUUUUAGAUCUAAACACCAAAAUUCUUGGCACUUAUGAGCUUCAAGCAAUUUGCUAUCAUUUAAAUGAAGUAAUCACUAUAAAGGAUAAAAAGAAAAACAUUCCUUGGGUUUUUAAUGUUGACAGCUCAUUCUCUAAAUACUCUCAUUGGUUUUAUUUCUUUAUAUUUGUCGGCAAUAUUCGCUCAUCUCCAUAUAUAAUAUCCUUGCUUUGUGCAUUAUACAGCACUUAUGACACCAUUCUUAAAUUAAUUGAUGCAUCACUCUGCCCUGCAUAUAGCCACGAAACUGCAGCUUGGAUUACAAAUAUAAUUGUAGGCUAUAUAAGGGCCAUUUUAAGUAUUUGGGCAUUUUUCUUGUGAAUUGCUGUUUUAUUUUUCCCCAAGAAAUACAGAAAAUCAAUACAAAUUUACGAAAUCUUCGGGAAAAUCGCAAAGUUAAUUUUAUUGAAAGUCUUAUGCUGUAAACGAAGGCAAAAAACCAAGGCAGUAUUGAGAAUUCCAUUUACUUAUCCAUUUAGAAUUAUGAGAAUUAUUAAAAUGGAGAGCGGAGUUAGAUGUUGGUGUCCUGCGAGUUGAUCGAGGCCCGAGGAAGGUGGGUCCGAUUGGCGAUAGUUCUCCGGCGUGGGUUUUUAGUGCUGCUCAACCUUUUUUCAUUGACCCACGUCGACAGAGAGAGGCAAAACAUCCUUCCUUACUUCUUGGGAGGCAAUCUUGAGUCUGCAAUAGGACUAAGGUAGGCCAUUAGGAGAUUUUGGGUGAUUCUGCAAUAUGUCAAGUCCUGGCGGUAGGCAGUCCUUAAUAGCUGGCCAAGGAUCAGGACCUGAACUGGGGAAUCUCUCUGACAGAGUGUCUGACGUCACCAUUAUUUUUGACGUCGACGGAAAAAGGGCAUAGUUGAAGUUAGUGUGUCUAGCGCUACCUAAGCGUGAAGCUAACUCGUGAAGAGUAAGGGCUAAAAUAAGCCAGUGAACGCUACAAUCGAUCUUAAUCUUAAUUUAGAAUUAUCAUAUCUGCUUGAAUUUCAUAUGCAUUUGCUUUUGCUGUCAUGAUAUUGGUAUAUAUUAUUUAGUAUUCGAUUGCAUUUUACUCAUUUUAUUAUUUAGCUGACUCUUUAGCAUCUUACAAAGAUUAUUUAGAAACCCAGGAUGGAGAUUCGCCUUUCAUUAUAUUUUACUUACAGAGCACUAGUGUGUUCACUGUAAGUGAAGGUAUAGCUUUAUUAACAAAAGCAAUAACACUUGUGAGGUCUCUUUUUCCCUGUGCUCUUGCAGGAAUAAUUAUUGGUCAUUUAUUUGUGAUUUAUUCGAUUGGUGUGAUGCUCUACAGAUAUAAGCAAUAUAUGCUGAUAAUCAUACAUGAAAGUGAUAACCGAGAGCUUUUAAAGCGAAUUUGACGAUUUUCUAGUCACUUACUCCCCCCCCUCCGUGAGUGAACAAAAAAAUUUUGUUCACUCACGGAGGGGGGGUUCAUUUUUUUUUUUUUAAAGAAUUUAUAUUUAAAUUUUAUAAAAAAAAUAUUUGUUUUUGAAAUUUAAUUUAAUUUAUAAAAUUUAUGUUUUAAAAGCAAUUCGUUUAAAAUUAAACAGAAUUAGCUCUAGAUUUCAUUAUAUUAAUUAUCACUUAUAUAUCAAAAUUUUUUCCAUAAAAAAAAUUUUUCUAUUAAAAAAAUUUUUGUUCACCCACGGAGGGUGGGUUUUUGGGCAAAAAAUGGCGAUUUUUCUAAUGGUUUUGCUCACUCACGGAGGGGGGGUGAGUUAGCAAUUUUCUUUCCAGGUAAAAAGCUAUAUAGCGCAGUUUGUUAUUAAUUGUGUAUUCCUUCAAUUCACAUUUUCGUUUUUGGUGUUUAGCAUCCUCUUUGGGAUUGCUCUUUACAUAAACCUAUCAGGCCCAGGCUCAUACUUUGCUGGACGAACCAUAUGAUUUUGGCUUAGCUUUUCGCCAUUAAUAUUAGGGUAACUCCUAAAUAGGACUUUUUAUUUCCCUAAGCUAGUUGAAAAAGACAGAAAAGUCAAAAAUAAACUUUAUUUUUGCUUUUGGGACGGAUGAUAUUUUCUUAUAGGCUUUAUAGGCGCUUUUAUCAAAGGCAUAACAAGGUAUAUUUUAGGCACAAGUGUUGCUUUAUUCUUUGGAUUCAGAGCUCAUGUAAGCAUAAUGCCUUCACCAUUUGAUAGAUUAGAUUCUCUUUAUAGGAGCUUUUAUGGGUGCAUGACACUGCAUUGUAUUUCUCUUGGAAUCAUGCUGACACAAAGGGAAAUUGAAGAAAUGUCGAUUAUUCAUAAAGACAAAGGUCCUCCAAAAGUUGUAUUUUAA